This is a messenger RNA of Lepisosteus oculatus (spotted gar), 4120 nucleotides long. RefSeq names its product interleukin 4 receptor, tandem duplicate 1 (gene il4r.1). The record is from RefSeq and is a predicted model, not a curated record. Gene Ontology annotation, cellular component: external side of plasma membrane; membrane. NCBI's taxonomy places the organism in Eukaryota, Metazoa, Chordata, Actinopteri, Semionotiformes, Lepisosteidae. Gene Ontology annotation, biological process: production of molecular mediator involved in inflammatory response; cytokine-mediated signaling pathway. Gene Ontology annotation, molecular function: protein binding; cytokine receptor activity.
UUCACUGGUUCCUGGCAUUUGGGUGGACCGUAAAUGCGUCUUUUUGUGUACUGAUUAAGCCAGUUCCUCUUUAGUCACACAGUAUAUUCUUUUGGUGGCGCUCUCAAAGAGUGAAGGACCUGAAAACCUAAGAAACAGCUGUAAUUUUGUAGGAGACGGCUUUGGAGAAUGUGACCAAUGCUAACUCAGUUAUGAACAUUAUUUGUGGAAAUGCUUAUUCAUAUUCUUAAUGUUUUAAGAUGUGCCUAUUUUCAGAAGAUUGCGACUUGAGAAGUUUUACUUUAUACUAAUCGGAAGAUUUUAACAAGACUUCUGGAAAUAACAUUUGUGCGGCUUUCCCUUGUGAAAUUGUAACCUACUCUGCAAACAUGAAUUAUAUGGUUUUAGCGAUUUUGAUUCAGCUCACAUACAGCCUGGUUCAUGCUGAACUGGAUACAGAGAGCCUGAAGUGUCACAAUGACUAUGAGACAACAAUGAUUUGUGAGAUCGACGCAGAAGGGCCUGAGGACUGUAACAAUAGUUCUGCUUUAGUUUUUUCAGGAACUAAUUCUGAAAAAAACUAUACAUGCACUCUGGUGUAUAAAAAUGCAGACUUCAGCUCCUUAAAAACACAUUGUUGGUGCAAAACUCAGAUGCCACGAUUUGUUUAUAAUGACAAUUAUACGGUAUACCUAUUGACUGGGAAAAUAAGUUCACACUUGAAGAAUAUAAUUCCCUGCAACAACAUCAAACCAAGAGCUCCCCAUAUACUGAAUGUGAAACAUGGAGAGAAUGGAAAUUUCCGAGUCACCUGGGAAAAUAAUUACUCUAAUGAAAGCUUCUUAUAUGAUAGCCUGAAUUUUCAGCUGAGCUACGGGAUAAAAGAGAAGGGAGAUGAAGUUGCAACAGUAUUAAAUGUCAGCGAUUUCUUCUAUGAGAUUUUAAAGAGCAGCCUGAACCCUGGGCGUGAUUAUGUUGUGAAAGUGAGGUCAUACUCAAGCAACUACCAAACACAGUUCAGUGACUGGAGUCAGGAGCUGGAGUGGCACAACUCUAUGACUGUUCCUGACAUACUGAAGGUGGGAAUCCCAGUUCUUUGUGUAUUGCUUAUUAUCACCAUUGUUUCUUCUUAUCGAUUCUACACUAGACUGAAAAAGUCAUGGUGGGAUAAAAUCCCCAACCCUGGUAACAGUCGCAUAAACCAUGUGUACUCUGCAAAUACGAAGUUGGUGCUUUCCCCACUUUAUUGCAAACCUAUCAUCAACAAUUUAACACUUGACAUGCAGACAUCUGGAAUAAUUGAAAAGCUAUGGCCACCAUCACUUGAUGGAGAUGCCACAUUGGAAAAAUUUAACUCUGUUAUCAGCAAGACUGUUGAAGAAGACCAAAAAGUGGUUGUGACAGAAUCUCCUUAUCAUGGCUGUUCCAGUUCGUAUGAGGCUGACUACCCUGAUACAAUCACCACCUAUUCACUGACUAAAGAGAGGGACACAGCUAACUCAGAGAUCAUCACACAAACUCAGAAUGCACUGCGUGCACUGUUUUGCCAGCAUGAUAUAUUUCACGCCCACCACCCUAAAGCCUUCAUACCCACAAGUGUGCUACACAAUAGCAUGGAUGUAUGCAAUGCAUAUAGUGGCAGUGACAACUGUGCAUUAAUGAAGAAUAGGAAUCCUGGAUGUGGAGAGCUUAAUGUUCUGCCUUUUACUACUGAUGGCCAAGCUCAUCAUUUCCGGAGCUCUGUGAGCUCAACAGGUUCUUCUGAAUCAGGGUACAAAAGCAUUCCGUACUCUUGGGUAUCUCUUAAGGAGUAUCCUGUUUUCAAAAUGGAAAGUUCAAAAGAAUUAGUUUUGAGUGAAAGACCACCAAUGACUGCUCAGCCAGAGGUGUGGUGUGAUCCUAGCUAUCAAGGUCUCUGUCUAAACACAUGCCUUAAUAAUAAUGAGAAAUGUCCUCUCUCCUCCAUGAACACAGACUCUCUGAAAGGUCCUUUCUUACCAACACCUGUGCAAACCAUCUCAGAGUAUCAGUCCUAUGAUGGCAAUGGAACCCUAUUAACCAAUGGAACAACAGUUUUUCUCUCCUCCAGAUCUCUGCUUUGUGGAGCUGGUAAUUUGCUGUCAUCUCCAGGAGCUCUUCAAUUAGCAGAUGGGUAUCAGAGCUUAAAUGACACUAGAACCAAAAGAAACUCGGACGUAACUAAUUUCAGUGUGGCAACUACAGAACAGACCCCUACAGACAUUGAUUGGCAACUUGAAACAAAGCUUAUCUGCAAUGUCAACCCUGCCUAUGCAGAUCUGAAAAUCUCUGCAUGUAGUACAUCAUCUUGUGUAGAAGGCUACCAACCUUUUCAAACUAUGGUUGAAAAAAUAUCUAUUGAUAAGCCACCUGUUCAACAUUUAAAGCACGUUGUAUCAUCAAAGAGUUUGCAGGAUUUACAGUUAAGCUGUUUCUCAGGCUUGAAUCUCACAGAGAUCCCAAAAGAUGGACCCACCAUAUGUGUUUCAGAUUACCAUGGUCUGCAAAACCCACACACCAGAAUUAAUCCAGAUAAAGACUCUCAUCCUGGCUCUGUUAUAGCUAUUCCAGAGAUGACAAUAAUGCCUAUAGAUUCUACUUAUAAAAAACUGUAAACAUUUCCAAAUAAAACAGAUAACAAGUAAUACAUAUGAAUGCUGUAGAUCCUAUUAAGAUGCAUGUUUUAUUGGAAUGGUAUCAAGUGACAUAUCGAGAAGGAAAAACUGGGGGCUCCCUGCAUUCAUAGGCUAACCUCUACAAACUGUGGGUCCAUGUCACCAGCUGACUUUGACCAGGAUGCCACAUGAGUGGCAUAGCAGUGCUGUGGGAAUGGCUGAGAUUAGUCAGCAGAGUCAUUUUUAUCUCCCAGUGACAACAGUGACUUCCCACCUCUACUUCCUGGUGACUGCACGCAUGCAGUGACAUUGCUCUCGGAUGCACCACUCAGGCAUCCUGCAUAAAAGCCUCCAGUACAUCACGGACCUUGUAGUGUGUAGAAAGAUAAAUGACUUGAUAAUUAACUUUCUCUUCCUCCUCUCUGGAAGCUGAGACACAAAGACACAAUUGGUAAUUCCAGAUUGGGAGGGUUUAGAAAAAAAUAUUUUAAGAUUCUACAUUUCAGAAAGAAGAUAAUGAAUAAAGACUAAAGAAACAUGCCUUAAUUAAAAAUGUAAAAAUAAUGCUGAGUUAUAUUAAAAAAGAGAGGUGACUCUUUCUCCCUUCUGCAAGAUGAGACACAAAGACACAAAUGGUAGAGUGGCAGACGUUGGCAGGUGGGAUCCUCUUUCAAGGUUAUCUUUCUUUAUGUGGUUGGGAACUACCCCUACACCGGAAUUUCAGGCAGAGAAAAUGUGCUCACUCCUUGUUUGCUAAUUUUAACUUAAAUCAUAGUUUACAAGGCGGAAGGCAAUAUUGUAAAAGACUUGCCCAUAACUAUGAAAAAAUGUAUAUUAUUUAAUUGCAAGAAAGAUGUAAUGUUAAUCUCUAUUUUCUAUAAUGUAAAUAAAUUCAUUUUUUUGUUUGCUUACUUGCCAGUGGAAAAAAAUGUUUAGAAGUCUGCAGCCUUUUUAUAUUUUUUUUCCUCUGUGUAUGUUAAGUGAAGUCUAAUACAAAAAAAUAAGGAUACACGGUUUAUGUGGUCAUGUCUUUAUGAAUCAUUGUAAAAAAUUUACAAAAAAAUCAUGUCUUUAUGAAUCAUUGUACUUUUAUUUGAAACAAAAGAUCCUGAUAAAGUAUGAUUUCAAAAGACUCCUAAAAGAUCAUGAUUUUGUUCAACGCCAAGCAAGCGGGCUUUUAAAAGAGUUGCUACAAAUAUGCUUGGUGGACUGUUCCGUACACUAUUUUUCACUUAACCAUUUGUUUUUAAUUAGCUUGGAAGUGCUGUGUUUGCCGUCAGCUUUAGAUAUAAACUGUUGGUUUCAUUGUGUUUCAUUGUCUGUUUUUGAAGAUUUUGCAUUUACCACCAAAAUUGCAUUUUUUGUAAUUUGUUUUAUAUAUGAACCAUAUCCAAUUCAUGUCAGUCACUUGUACUAUAAUUGCAGUGGUUUGGGGUGUUUCUUUAAUGUAACUGUGGUCAUUAUACAAUGGUUUGAAAUGCACAGUUCAGUAAACAUUUGCAGCUUUC